UAGCCAAUAAGCAGCAGCCUUGUUCCUCCUCCUCCACCCAUUGUUCAUUGUUCAAAGUCGUGUUGUGUGUUGCACUAUUGACUCUGUUCUGCGUACAAUGAACUUCGACGACCACAUACUAGAAGUCCUCUGGUCGGAGGACCAGAUUUCCCGGCGAGUCUCCGACCUUGGCUCCCAAAUCUGCGCCGACUUCCAGUCCCGCAAUGAAGUUCCUGUCCUCGUCGGCGUUGCUAACGGAGCGUUCGUUUUCCUGGCCGAUCUCGUCAGGAAGAUCCGUUUGCCCCUCACUCUCGACUUCGUUCGCGUCGUAUCCUAUGGCAUCGGCACCGUUACCAGUGGCAUCCCGAAGAUCAUCGUCGACCUCAAACUCAACGUCCUCGGGAGACACGUCGUUCUGGUUGAGGACAUUGUAGAUACUGGAAACACUCUAUCAAUAUUAAUCCAAUACUUGAAAUCUAAAGGUGCAUCUUCCAUAUCUGUGUGCACUCUGCUCGAUAAACCUUCAAGGCGAAGGGUUCAUUUCGAACCAGAGGGUGAAGGGAAGUAUUACUGUGGCUUUGAGUGCCCGGAUCAAUUUGUGGUGGGAUAUGGGCUCGACUAUGCAGAGCUCUACCGGAACUUGCCAUAUAUCGGCGUCUUGAAGCCUGAAAUAUACAAAUGAUUUCUUCUCCAUGGCUUGAUUCACUGCUGCUCCUUAGUUAAAGCUGUAAGUUUUCCUGUUUUUUAGUUGCUGAUAGGUAAUAUUCCCUCUCAAAUACUUAAAUGCAUCAAAGUUAUGUUUGGCUUUUGAAUAAUUUUGUGGGGAUUACAUUACAUUUCCAUUCUGUUGCUUAGUUGUUCCUAUGUUCGAAUAUCAUAAAUAAAUAAUGGCGCGAUCUUUUAGUGUUCA
Molecule: messenger RNA, 889 nt
Organism: Andrographis paniculata
Lineage: Eukaryota; Viridiplantae; Streptophyta; Magnoliopsida; Lamiales; Acanthaceae
Exons: 3
Coding region: 98-661 (187 amino acids)
Biological process (GO): GMP salvage; guanine salvage; IMP salvage
Molecular function (GO): hypoxanthine phosphoribosyltransferase activity; magnesium ion binding
Source: RefSeq, a predicted model, not a curated record